Messenger RNA from Staurois parvus, 771 nucleotides. The record is from the annotation of a GenBank genome assembly. Lineage: Eukaryota; Metazoa; Chordata; Amphibia; Anura; Ranidae.
AUGGGCAUGUUCUAUCGUACAAUUCGCAUGGUUGAAAAUGGCAUCAAGCCGGUGUAUGUGUUUGAUGGAAAACCUCCUCAGCUGAAGUCAGGUGAACUGGCCAAGCGUACUGAAAGGAGGGCAGAGGCUGAGAAGCAACUUGAAGCUGCCCAAGAGCAGCAUAAUGAGGAAUGCAAGAAACUUCUAGCCCUAAUGGGUGUUCCAUAUGUUGAUGCUCCAUGUGAGGCAGAAGCUACCUGUGCUGCUUUGGUGAAAGCUGGAAAGGUGUAUGCAGCUGCAACUGAAGAUAUGGACGCAUUGACCUUUGGUACUCCAUUGUUGCUUCGUCAUCUCAUGGCUAGUGAGGCCAAAAAGUUACCUAUUCAGGAAUUUCACCUUAGUCGUGCCCUACAGGAUAUAGGGAUCACACAAGAGCAGUUUAUAGAUCUUUGUAUAUUGCUAGGCUGUGAUUACUGUGAGACCAUCAGAGGCAUUGGCCCAAAGAGAGCAAUAGAACUGAUAAAACAGCACAGGAGCAUUGAAGAGGUCCUAGACAACAUUGACUUGAAGAAGUACUCUAUUCCAGAAAACUGGUUAUACAAAGAAGCUCGGCAGCUAUUUUUAGAGCCUGAAGUGGUUGACAUAAAUGAUAUGGAGCUGAAGUGGCAGGACCCAGACGAGGCAGGCCUGGUGGCCUUUAUGUGCGUGAAAAGCAGUUCAAUGAGGACCGCAUCCGUAAUGGUGCCAAGAAGCUGGCUAAGAACCGCCAUGGUAGUACUCAAGGCCGUCUAG